AUGAUGUCUUAUCUUAAGCAACCGCCUUACGCAGUCAAUGGGCUGAGUCUGACCACUUCGGGCAUGGACUUGCUGCACCCCUCGGUGGGCUACCCGGGGCCCUGGGCUUCUUGUCCCGCAGCCACCCCUCGGAAACAGCGGCGGGAGAGGACGACGUUCACCCGGGCGCAGCUAGACGUGCUGGAAGCGUUAUUUGCGAAGACCCGAUACCCAGAUAUCUUCAUGCGGGAGGAGGUGGCGCUGAAAAUCAACUUGCCCGAGUCCAGGGUGCAGGUGUGGUUUAAGAAUCGAAGAGCUAAGUGCCGCCAACAGCAGCAGCAACAGCAGAAUGGAGGUCAAAACAAAGUGAGACCUGCCAAAAAGAAGACGUCUCCUGCUCGGGAAGUGAGUUCAGAGAGUGGAACAAGUGGCCAAUUCACUCCCCCCUCUAGCACCUCAGUCCCAGCCAUUUCCAGCAGCAGUGCUCCUGUGUCUAUCUGGAGCCCAGCUUCCAUCUCCCCACUGUCAGAUCCCUUGUCCACCUCCUCUUCCUGCAUGCAGAGGUCCUAUCCCAUGACCUAUACUCAGGCUUCAGGUUAUAGUCAAGGAUAUGCUGGCUCAACUUCCUACUUUGGGGGCAUGGACUGUGGAUCUUAUUUGACCCCUAUGCAUCACCAGCUUCCUGGACCAGGGACCACACUCAGUCCCAUGGGUACCAAUGCAGUCACCAGCCAUCUCAAUCAGUCCCCAGCUUCUCUUUCCACCCAGGGAUAUGGAGCUUCAAGCUUGGGUUUUAACUCGACCACUGAUUGCUUGGAUUAUAAGGACCAAACUGCCUCCUGGAAGCUUAACUUCAAUGCUGACUGCUUGGAUUAUAAAGAUCAGACAUCUUCGUGGAAAUUCCAGGUUUUGUGA
Lagenorhynchus albirostris (white-beaked dolphin) is the source of this 894-nucleotide messenger RNA. It is a transcript of the gene OTX2, whose product is annotated as orthodenticle homeobox 2. The record is from RefSeq and is a predicted model, not a curated record. Gene Ontology annotation, molecular function: DNA-binding transcription factor activity, RNA polymerase II-specific; RNA polymerase II cis-regulatory region sequence-specific DNA binding. Gene Ontology annotation, cellular component: nucleus. Bases 1 to 894 code for a protein of 297 amino acids. NCBI's taxonomy places the organism in Eukaryota, Metazoa, Chordata, Mammalia, Artiodactyla, Delphinidae. Gene Ontology annotation, biological process: multicellular organism development; regulation of transcription by RNA polymerase II. The transcript is spliced from 3 exons.